UAACAAUGUUAUUCUAUUGCAGAUUAAUGAUGCGACUCAGUUUUACACAUUUCCUAUGUGGAUGUUGGAUUUUGUACAAGGUCCUAGACGCAAUUAUAGGUCUUGGCCAAUAUAUCACACCCGGGGAUACACUUUCCACACACAUAACCACGGUCAAAAUAGAAAAACUCAACAUUAUGGUGUUUGUGUUCCUGGAACCAAUGAGACAGACUACUAUGGCCUCAUACAGGAGAUUAUGAUGGUGGAGUAUCAUGGUGAUGUUGGCUUGAAGGUCAUGAUUUUUAAAUGUUCGUGGUUUGACACCACGGAAAAUCGCGGUAUGAGAAUACAUCCAUCUGGUCUUGUUGAUGUCUCACCACGAAGACAAUAUGCAAAAUAUGAUCCUUUUGUAUUACCUGGUAAUUGUGAUCAAGCAUGUUUUAUUUCUUAUCCACGGGUACGCCGACAUUCUGCCGAUGAUUGGUGGGCAUGCGCAAAAAUUAUUCCUCGAGGAAUCCGAGAAACGUCCGAAAUUGCUUUAACUGCGUGGCAGGAUGAUAGACGUGACCAAGUUGCAGAAAGUUCAUUGUUACGGGUGGAAACACAUGUUGUUGACGAUGUUUCUGAUUAUGAUCUUGCCCCGGUGAAUCCUCCAAACGAUGAAUAUGUAUCAGAUGUUGAGGUACAAUCAGACGGUGAUUCAGAGUAGUCAAAUAUAUGCUUAAGGUUGUAAAAUAUGUUAUAAGGUUUGUAAAAUAUGUUGUAAGGUUGUAAAAUAUGUUAUAAGGUUUGUAAAAUAUGUUGUGAGAUUGUUGGAAAAAUUAUAUUAUGUAAAAUAUAUGAAUGUAAUAUAUGAAUGUAUGAAGGGUUUGAAUUGUAGUU
Brassica rapa (field mustard) is the source of this 861-nucleotide messenger RNA. RefSeq lists its product as uncharacterized. The record is from RefSeq and is a predicted model, not a curated record. Lineage: Eukaryota; Viridiplantae; Streptophyta; Magnoliopsida; Brassicales; Brassicaceae.